AUGGAUCAUAAAUGUAAUCUUAUAAAUCACAGCACAUGUUGUGUGUCUAGUGCUAAUAAAUCUGUGCAACAAACAUUGUCUGAAAUGGAUUGGGAAAGAAGCAUUUGGAAUGCAGCUUUCACAGGUGACCAGAAGAAAGUGCAAUCAUUACUUGAUAAGUCUAAUAAUCCUAAAGAACUUGUCAAUAGCCUAGACAAUUCUGGUUAUACUGCAUUACAUUAUGCUGCCCGCAAUGGACAUUUGAAUAUUUGCAAACUCCUCUUAGACCAUGGCGCCUAUAUUAAUGCCCAGACAAGAAGUGGCAAAGCCACACCUCUUCAUAAAGCAGCUUGCUCAGGCAAGAAAAAUAUAAUCAUGUUUCUUAUAAAUAAUGGAGCACAGAUUGAUCUACAGGAUUCAGAUGGUAAAACAGUGCUCCACAGAGUCACUGAAAAUAAACAAGUUGAUCUCAUUAGCACCUUGCUUGAAGCUUGUCCUAAAUUAAAAGAUAUUAAGGAUAAUAGAGGUAACUUGGCAAUUUAA
Messenger RNA from Danaus chrysippus (African queen), 522 nucleotides. NCBI's taxonomy places the organism in Eukaryota, Metazoa, Arthropoda, Insecta, Lepidoptera, Nymphalidae. The record is from the annotation of a GenBank genome assembly.